CGCACGGAGCGGCGCGCGCCGGUCGGCCGAGUCAGGCUGGCGCCCCCCGCCCCCCUCUCCGCUGUCCGUGGCGAGCCGGUGCCCUUCCCUGUUCCACUUGCCUUCGCUCCCCGGCCCCGCGGCCGCGCUCCCUCCGUCCCUCCCCUCCGGCCCGCCCCGUCCAGCCCGCUCUGCCCGGCUCCCGCAGGCCCCCCUCGCUGCCCGCGUUCCUAUGGACAGACGCACAGACACCUGCAGGAAAGACACUGCUGAUCCUGUAACAUGGAGGAUUGCCUUCAUACCUCAUCUGAGAAUCUAUCCAAAUUGGUCAGCUGGGCCCACAGCCAUGGGACCAUUUGCAGCCUCAUUCCAAACCUGAAACACUUACUUUCAGAAGGUUCCCAUGGGAACCUGACGGCAAUGUGGGGCUGUAGUGCAGGCCACGCUUAUCACUGGCCACUGACAGCUACUUGCAGAGCUGGCUCCCAAGAAAGGGUCUGUUUCCAGGAUAACAGAAGUUUUAACUCUGAUAGUCCAAGUAUAAUUGGCGUGCCCUCUGAGACUCAAACUAGCCCCGUUGAAAGGUACCCUGGCAGACCAGUGAAAGCGAAGCUAGACUGUAAUCGGACCAGAGACUCUUGUGACUUCUCUUAUUGCAGUGAGCCCUCUGAACUGGAUGAGGCGGUUGAAGAGUAUGAAGAUGAAAACACUCUGUUUGACAUGGUUUGUGAGUCCUCUGUGACGGAUGAAGAUAGUGACUUUGAACCCCAACCGCAGAGGCCUCAAAGCAUUGCGCGAAAAAGGCCUGGAAUAGUCCCAUCUUCUCUCCAUUCGAGCUCCCAGACUCAAAUGAUUGAUGAAUGCAGCAGUGAUGUCAUCAUUAAGAAGAUCAAACAAGAGAUUCCCGAAGAUUACUACAUUGUGGCAAAUGCAGAGCUGACUGGAGGGGUAGAUGGACCAGCCCUGUCAUUGACACAGAUGGCAAAACCCAAGUCUCAGGCUCAUGCUGGGCCCUCCUUAGGGUCUGCUAAGCUGAUUUCCCACGUAACAUCCGCCAUCAGCACAGAGCUGGACCCACAUGGUGUGUCUGCGUCCCCCUCUGUGAUGUCUAGACCAGUCGUCCAGAAGACCACCAGGGUAUCUCUGGCUUCACCUAACAGGGGACCCCCUGGUGCCCAUGGCACCAGCCAGCACGUGGCCAUGCAGAUGCCCGUGAGCACAUCCCAUCCUAACAAACAGAUCAGCAUCCCUUUGUCUGCCCUGCAGCUGCCGGGACAGGAUGAACAAGUUGCUUCCGAAGAGUUCCUGUCCCAUCUGCCCAGCCAGGUCUCCUCCUGUGAGGUGGCCCUUUCUCCCUCAGUUAACACAGAGCCAGAAGUGAGCUCCAGUCAGCAGCAGCCCCCAGUCGCUCCGACCAUAACCACCGAGGCCACGGCACAGUGCAUACCAGACCAGGAUGAAAGAGCAGCUGAGCUCAGCAGGGAGCAGAACGAGAAAACCAUCCGGAGCACGCAGACUGCGCUCCGCAAUUUCCCCUAUUCUACUAAGCUCAACAAAUUUCCUGUAUUUAAUAUUAAUGAUGACUUGAAUGACCUAUGUACCAGUGCAGUAAGCCCAAACACGACCAAAGCCACGCGGUAUGCCCUGAAUGUGUGGCGAUAUUGGUGCAUGACCAAUGGGCUUAAAGAUCACACAGACAUCACCAAGAUCCCUGCAGUGAAGUUGAACGAGUUGCUCGAGAACUUUUACGUCACCGUAAAGAAGAGUGACGGCUCAGACUUCCUGGCCACGUCGCUGCACGCCAUCCGCCGAGGCCUGGACCGCAUCCUGAAGAAUGCAGGGGUGGGCUUCUCCAUCACCAGCAGCACCUUCAGCUCGUCCACCAAGAAACUCAAGGAGAAGCUGUGGGUGCUGAGUAAGGCAGGGAUGUCAGGGGCCCGCUCCCGCAACAUCGUCUACUUCUCCGUCUCGGACGAGGAGGAGAUGUGGCAGGCGGGGUGUCUGGGGGAUGACAGCCCUAUCACACUCCUGUCCACCGUGGUCAAGUACAACAGCCAGUACCUGAACAUGAGGACGCUGCAGGAGCAUGCUGACCUGAUGUACGGCGACAUCGAGCUGCUCACAGACCCACAGAACCAUUCCUACUUCGCCCGGACAGACAGCGUCAAGCGGGAGAGCCGGAGCGCUUCCAGCCGCGUUUGCCACGGCAAGAUCUACCACGAGCAUUCCCGGGGCCACAAACAGUGUCCUUACUGCCUCCUCUACAAGUACAUGUACGUCCACCGGCCGCCCACCCAGAUGGAGGCCAAGUCCCCUUUCUACCUUACAGCCAGGAAGGAGGCUGCAGACAUGGGCAGGGUGUGGUACGAGGAGCAGAGGAUGGGCCUGCGGUCUCUUCGGGGAGUUGUCCCGAACUUAGCCAAGAAGGUCAAGCUGGAAAACUGUGAGAACUUCACCUUCGUCUCAUUCACUCAGGUGUCCAGGAGGCUCAGCUCCCACAGCUGCUGCCAGUGAGUGUCCCCUAGGUCCCGGCCACUACCCCACUCAUCCUGGUCAGGGGGCGCGCCCCCCUGCAGCCAAGGCUAGAGCUCCGAGGCGGCCGGGAUGACCAUGACUUCAUGGUCAGGGUGUGGGACUUCUUGUUUCUUUGACUUCAGAUUUGUUUUUUUUUAACUGAAAGUAGACAAGUGAAGAUUUAGAAUAUUUUAUCCAGAUGUGUGUCACCUCUGUUAAAUUAUAGAAUCUAAUACAAUGUAUAAAUAACUACAUACACAAGAGCAAGGAAGUUCAUUUUAUCUAGUGCCUUUUUAGCACAGAUUUUCUCAAAAAAAGAAAAAAAAACUAUUUCAGUAGUCAUUAAAAAAAAAAAAAAAUCCCAGUAGCCUAGUAGCUUUAGAAUGUUUUGAAGACUCUAAACACUUUAAUGAAUUACAGUGAGGAUCUAGGAAGAGGGAGGCAGACAGAUUAACUACUUCCAGGAGAGAACUUGUGCUUGGCACUCCUCUUCAUGUUUUGUUGGUGGAUAACUUGAUCCUGCAGAGCAUGCAGCCUUGCCUGGUGGAAGGUCAUGGAGCUCCACUCAGUCAUGCUGAUAAGAAAGCAGGGCUGCUCUUAGCCCUGGGAGGAACUUGAUCUCUGCAUCAAUGGAGACAGUUUUAUGAAAAAAGAUAAAUACACCAAACAGUGCUUAUGAGAACAAGAUUUCCAGUGAACUAGGUGGUUCGAGGGAACUUCCUGCAGUGAGAGAAAGUGUCUUGGAAAAGCGAUCUGUGAUCAAAACGUGAAAAACCUCCUGAAGCAGAAGUGCCUACAUUUUCUUUCUCAGCGUGCUGUGAGAGCUGUUUUUGUUUGACCACUGUUUAGAGGUUUGCUUUUUUUUAAUGUGUUCUUUGUGUCAUGCAGUUGUUCUAUCAGCAUAUAGCACUGGAUAUGUAAAACAACUGAAAGUAAUUUUCAGGCAUAACCAGGAAAAAAAACUAACAAAAUAAGCUGCAGAGAAAACAAAUCCCCAAAUGUGUUUAUAUUAAAGAGUUUUGAAGUAUAUUUGUCAAAGUACGACUCAUUCAGCCACAAGACAUGUCAUCAUUUGAGGUUGGCAUCAAUGCUUGGGACACGGUGAUGUGUCAGCCUGCCAGGUAAGCAAACCCAGCAUCAAGGACAUAGUGGUAAAAAUCAGACCACGGUGAUAGGCUGUUAACACAGUGUGAACACAUUUCACUAGGUGAGAUUUAAUCUGACCGUAUGUUAUUCACAAUUAACAGAAAGUUAUCAUAACUGCUCUCAAUUAUAAAUGAAAAAGGAACCCAAAGAGUACUAAUUAAUAAAAAUAACUGCUAGGGAAUCUUUAUGUUGUAUCUUAGGAAUGACUGUCACAACCUUACACCAUUUUGUUCCUGUGUGUGCUUUCUAACCCACAAUUAAAACUCCAGUAUACAUUCAUUUUGCAGGAGUCCUAAUAUUAGUCAUAUUUCUUUUUCAAAAUUUUGUUUUAGUAUUAAUCGUUUUUAAACAAUCAUUCACUGGCCCUUGAAAUAUGUAAUACUUCCUUUAAUGGAGAAGACUCAACCAAUGCUGCCUUAAGGUUUCAUGUUACUCCCUUUUUAGUUUCUGCAACACUUAUUUUAUUAGUUGAUCUUUCCUGAAUAUAGAUUAACUUUGGUAUGUCUCCGUCUGUAUGUAAAUUACAGGUAAUAUGUAAUAAGCAGUAUUAUAAGCUAUUGUUCUGUCGUGGUUUCCUAUAGGGGUUUUAGGGUUUUGAUUAAAAAGAGACAGAACCUGAGGUACAGUUUCCCUCACUUGCUGAACACCCAAAGGAAGUUUCAUUUGAAGAAAGCAAAUGGUCAUUUUUCUUGUCAGUACUGCUGUUAAACAGAAAUAUAACCUAUGUGAAACAGUUGGGCAGAGCCUGCAGCCUAAUUAAUAAGACUUCCAUUUUUCUUUUCAAUAGAUUCAAGAAAACAUUGCCAUUAGGUGUCGCUGGGAUCUUUUCAGAUUUUUACAUUUCCGGAAGUAGUAAUAACUGAUCCAGAGGCUAUAAUCUUCCUGUCGGUAGUGGCUUUUCAUCAGCUGAAUAACAAUCUGCCUCAGCUUUAUCGCUUAUCACCCAUGUGGUGAACUUUCAACCCUCAGAGUUCUGAAGGGGAUGAUUAUGAUUAGAGUCAGGAGGUAGAAUCUCCAGUGAUACCUGAUGGAAGGAAAGAGUCAUUAUCGCAGCAUCCUAACUGCCCUUCAUCGCGUGCCUCCUGGGGGAACGGGAGUGAGAAAGAACACAGGUAUCAGGUGCUGCUCUGCGCCAUCCGCUGUGUAUUUGUGUGUAGAGGUGUGUGUGUGUAUGCACACACACUUUAAGCUUAUAGGUAGGAACACCUAAUAAACCCGCGAACCUGGCAAACACCUGUCCUGCUACAUGGCUGCGUCCAUGGUCAGACGAUCUAAGGGGGCUGCGUAGCUAGCUCGCUAGCCUUCAGAGCUCAGGCCGUUGUUCUGUCUUUUCAGCCAGCUCUAAAUCAUACCCACUGGGUUCUCGGGGAUUUUCUCCUCUUGGCCUAAUAAUAAGCCAGCAGCAGGGAAAAUCCAAGAGAAGGGGAAGGUUAUGAGUACUUUCUCCACUUACCUGUAGUUGUUGUUGUUGUUGUUUUUAAUUCAUAAGUGGAAUUGAAUAGGGGGAAUUUGCAUGUUCACAGAGGCAGAAGUUGCCGUGGCUCCCGUCAGGAAUGGUGGGGCUGAAGGUACCUCGGGAGGACCCAGCAAGUCCUGUGGGCGAGCUUCUGCCUGCAAUAUUUCUGCAUCUGCUCUAAAGGGAGCCCUGCUUGCUUGGUACCUCCUCCCCAGAAUCUCCCCAGUCUCCCCUGGGAAGUUUAUUCUGCCAGAGACACUUGGGGCAUCAGCUUGAAGGGUGUGUUUCAUUGAAAUGUAAAGGCUUUAGCACAGCACUGGACACACAGUAAUUAUGCAAUAAGUCUUCCCUAUUUAGUUACAGUCUUUGGUGAAAGCAAUAAUGAUAUUCAGCUAAGCUGCUUUAUACCACUUAUUCCUUCCAUGAUGGAAAGUCUCCUUUAAACUGUUAAACUUGAAACCAAACCUUAUAAUCUGGUCACAUUUAUACCCAACACAUCAAAUUCUACCUCCUACACCUCGAAGCCCGGAUACCUCAGAUAUAAGCAAAAAUGGUUAAAGAAUUUCAGAGAAGCCCUGAGAGGCUUUAUGAGAAAGCUUUCCAUUGUUUACUGUGUUUGCAAAGGGGAGUGUUAUGGGAAAACCUAACCAAAGUUGUGAAAGGAUUGCUCUCCUCAGUGGUGUGGCAUUUCCCAGCUUUCCUUGGGUUAUGUGCUGUAUUAACCUGCCCUGACUGAUAACAUGGUAUUUGUAGAAAUGUGAAACUCUUGUUACUUUGAUUUUUAUCUCAAUUCAGCCUUAUUAAAACAUCAAGCACUAUGCCUACUUCUUUCAGCAUGUUCAUAGACAGCCGCGGAGAGAAUCUAGACAAAAUAGUCCUCCUGUAGAAGUGGAAGCCUCUGGCUAUACAGGAAGGAUGGCCUGAUUGGCAGCACCUUCUCUCCUCGGGUGGUCAGUGCUGGACUCCAUUUCCUCAGCUGUGCAGUGAGAUGAUUGGAUUCGAUCAUCUCCAGAGUGAUCAGUGUUAACAUCUCUGCAGUUCCUUAAGGCCAUCUAGUCAGGAAGUGGCAAAACCAGGAGACAGAAUUCCUAAGUCCUCAAGAUCAUACACUCAGUCUCCUCAAUGAGUGCUUCUCAGUAUACUGGAAUGCUUUCUUUAGGAAUAAUAAUUUUCUUCAAGUUUCACAACUCCUUAAAAUUAAUAUUUUCUCAUCUCUGGAAACAGCAGAAUGUUGAUUAUUUUUCUUAGAUUAGGCUAACACCUAAUUACCAUUGGUAAUUAACAUGUAUUGUUAACACUUAAAAUGUUUAAAUAUUACUGUUACCAGAUAAUACAUCCCUUUGUUGCUUUUAUUGAAAUCUGGAUUGCUCACCAUUUUUGAGCUAGUUACCAGUUACCUUUAGCCAUCCAGGAAUACAAACAAUGAAGACCUCAAAGAAGAGUUACCUCAUUUCCUCUAAGGAGCUCCAAUUUAGUCUAAGUUAAGGCCCAUACAUACUGAGUAACUGUUAACCAACGGCCCUGAGUCGAAGAAUACAUUAAAAGUUUCAAAUUCAUGUAUAUCUUUAAAUGCUUUUACUUUGGAGGUGAUCUUUUAAUGCUCUAUUUUAAGAGAAAACAGACUUGUUUAGGCAGAGUUCUUAGGUAAGAAUCUUUGUUGUAUUUUCCAAUAUAAAUUAUUAUCUGAGCAAAAACAUGAGGGGGAGACUGGUGAUGACCGAAAGCUGAACUCCCUUUCUAAGAGAAGAGGAGUCUUUAGGGAGAUGAAGAACUAGUUUAUCUGGAAAUUCCUCCGUUCUGUACCCAUGUAUCCUGACAUCAGGGGGUUUCCUGAAACUCCUCUGGGGGAGGUCUCCGGUCUUGGCCAAGUUCACAGAUUAUGAGGAUAGUUUUGAGCACUUCUAGUUCUUUACAGCCCAAGAAAUCCAGAGAAGUUCCUUGUGUUUUAAUUGUUGAUCAGAAUCAGAUUUCUAUGCUCAAUUAAAAUACUUUAUUAUUUAUCUAAUGUGGCUCAUUUGGAAGUUAAUAAUUUCAGGAAAUAGUUAUUAAGACCCGGAAAAAGAUCACUGGGUUAUAUGUAGAUGCAUAUUGCUUCCAUUAAUAUUAAAAGCAAUUAGGUAGAUCCUUCCCUGACUUUGAGAUGAGAAUGGGCUCCUAAGUACUUUAUGGUCAGUAUAACAGAUUUGAUUAAUUUACAUUUAGCCAUAGUUAUUGUUACUGAUUGACUCCAAUAAGUUUCUGAAAGAUUCAGAUUUGACUAUGGUAAGUGCUUCUCACGGCUGCCUUGUAUUCUCAUUUAAUUCUCACAACAGCUUUGCAAGCUAGGUCUGAUUAUUCCCAUUAACUGAGAAACCAAGGCUCAGAGAAGUUAAGUAAAUCUCCCUAAGUCUCACAGAGCUGGUAAAUUAGAGAACUUAAGUUUGAGCCCGAGGCUUCUCACUCCAAAUGUAGUGCUCGAGGUAUGGAUGGUCCAGUGGUUAAGACUCCAUGCUCCCAGGGCAGGGGACAUGGACUCCAACCCCGAUCCCUAGUCAGGAAGUAAGAUCUCACACGGGUAGCAAAAAAAAAAACAAACACCCCAAACCUAAACUACCUUCUUCAGGCCCAAAGAGGUCAAUUUAUCACAGAGCUUUUUUUUUUUUUUUUUAAAUAUUUAUUUUUUGGCCACACUAUCCAGUAUGUGGGAUGUUAGUUUCCCAACCAGGGAUCAACCUGUGCCCCCUGGAAUGGAAGCCCAAGUCUUAACCACUGGACCACCACAGAGCUUUUGAAAAAUUAAACAGUUUCUGCUUGUUUGGGAAAUAUUUUCUUUCUCAAACCAUAUUGUAUCAUACCUUGUAUGUGCUUUCUUACUAGUUUAAUAUUUUUAUAUAAUUCAAUAAUUCCUGGAAAGCCUGAUUGUUUUCUCUGAAUGAGUAUGACAUUGUCUGCCUAUUGAGAACCUUCUGUGUUUAUCCAGUAAAUUACUUGUAUUAUCUUUUGUCCACCUUAAAGGGAGAUGAUCAUGCCAGUUUAGUCUAAUAAAAGUCAAGUCGUUUACAAA
Messenger RNA from Capra hircus (goat), 8138 nucleotides. RefSeq names its product KIAA1958 ortholog. The transcript has 5 exons. The record is from RefSeq and is a predicted model, not a curated record. NCBI's taxonomy places the organism in Eukaryota, Metazoa, Chordata, Mammalia, Artiodactyla, Bovidae. The coding region runs from base 262 to 2493 and encodes 743 amino acids.